AUGUCGCGCGCGAGGACGGGACGACGAUGGCGGAUGAUGAUUCCGUGGGCGGUCGUCGCGGUGGCGUCGGCGACGGCGGCGCGAGGACAGUUCGAGCGCGCGGUGGAUUACGACUAUCGCGUGUGCUCGGAACAGAGUGGCGAGUACGACGUGGAUUUGGUGGGUGGGGGGACGGUGAAGCGGGCGACGUGCGUGAGCGUCGACGCGGGCGAGCUCGGUUUUUGUAACGGCAUCGCGUACGACGCGUGCGUGCGCACGGACCCGCCGUUAACGCAGGAUAAGCGGGUGACGUCGCAGUUUGAUCGCAUGACUAAAAUGCAAACGGCGAUCGCGCCGGAGCUCGCGGCGGAUCCGAUUUGUUUGGAGGUGAUGGCGCAGUACAUGUGCGCGUUGGCGUUUCCCAGGUGCGACCCGGAUCCGGUGAACACGAGUAAGUAUUACGAGUUGCCGGCGUGCUGGGAGUACUGCAUGAAUGCCGUUUUCGCGUGCAUGGGGGAGAUGGACACGGCGCGGGACGUGUGCAACAGGUCGGUGUACGCGGGCGUCGUCGCGAGUCAGGAUCGACCAGACGUGAAGUGCGUGAGCGCUGGAUCCGCCGUCGUCACCUUCGUCGCGACCGCGGUGACGAUGGCGAUUUCGAUAGCCUUAGCGUAG
Molecule: messenger RNA, 654 nt
Organism: Ostreococcus tauri
Lineage: Eukaryota; Viridiplantae; Chlorophyta; Mamiellophyceae; Mamiellales; Bathycoccaceae
Product: Frizzled domain
Exons: 1
Coding region: 1-654 (217 amino acids)
Molecular function (GO): protein binding
Source: RefSeq, a predicted model, not a curated record